AUGAGAAUUUUGUCUUGCGAAAUCAAUAAAGUACCAGUAACAGUUAUACUAGAUUCCGGUGCUAAUUGUAAUAUUAUAGGUGAGGGGGUAGUAAAUGGCGUAGGCUUGAAAAUCGAUGACACCUGCGAUGCAGAAAUAUAUAAUCCCAUUAGCAAAGUCGAUGUAUUGGGAAUAAUUGGUGGAAUAGAGAUUUCGAUCCUAUCUCAAGGCCCUAAAUGGAAACAAGUAAAAGUUACCGAUAUUUUUGUUUCUAAUAAACCCGAACUUGAUUCUGUACUGAUAUUGGGUCAGCCGUGGUUCCAGGAAAAUGCAAUGAAAGUGGACUUCCCAAAUAAAAUUCUUACAUUGUUUGAUGGAACUAUUAUACAAUUAGUUAUUGGACCAAAAAUUCCACCAACACAACUCAAUCGGUCCGUGGAUGAUUACUUCAAGAUGAUAAAGGUAUAUGCUAUAGCAUUGGAUAUCGACUUAGAUAAUCAAGACUUUAAGGAAACUUUCUUUAAUGGCCUAUUACGAGAUAAUAAAAAAGAAGUAAUUCGAUUCGGCUUUAAAAAGCCUCUGAAUGAAAUAGUUGAGCAUUUAAAAUAUAUCUCAACCGGGCCUACUGAUAUUCAAAAAUUUCAAUUCGGGAAUUUGAGACAAGAGGAGAGUUCGAUAAUGGAUUUUUACAUGAAAGUAGAAAAAUAUUGUAAAUUAGCUGGACAUAAUGAAGAUCAUCUUAAACAUCAAUUUAUCCGUGGAUUGUCACCCGAGAAUCAGAUAGAAACCAGAAGAUGUGGAUUGGACCUUCCAUUAGAUGAGUUAGUAGAAAGGCUGAGCACUUUGGAGAAUAUCGAGAAAAUUCAAAGUGAGGGAAAAACCCCAGUAAAAGCAUUAAUCGAUACAACAUCUAAAUCCAAUAUUAUUAGCAAGCGCUUGUAUAAUAAGCUUGAAGAAGAUUAUGGGUUAGAAGGUAUAUCCGAUGAUGAUUUGAUAGGCAAAGAAAUAAAAUGCUUAGAUUUGCAAUUUCGGUAUAAAGGAAAGUGGCGAAGCUUAGAUGGUACCGAAGUAAUAGAUUUUCAAAUUCGCAAAAAUCCAUCAUUUGAUUUGGUGCUAGGACAGGAUUGGUUAUGGAUGCGCGAAGCAAAAAUUAGCUUUGGAUUUUCUCUGGAAAAUUGUAAGCGCUAUGCUAAAAUUGAGAUAGAUGGUAUGAGUAUCCCAUUAAUCGAAGAAGAUAGCAGACCUACAGGCGACUCUUCGAGCCAUAAAGCCAGCUCCACUAAAAAUAACUUAUCUAUUGCAGAGCAAUGGGACUUUGUCCCUAAAUCAACGGAAUCUAAACCUGGUCUAGCUCAAGAGGAGGUUAUAAACAUAAUCAACAAAAUUCUCUCAGGUGCUCAAGAUAUUAAACACCAAAAGAGCCAUCGCGGAAUAUUUCACAAUAUACCUCCCGCACCUCCAACACCCAGAAGAUUAAAUGACGAUGUUUCCAAAAAUAGCGGAGCUGGUAAGAUUAAGAAAUAUCUUAAAAUAGAUUUAAGUGAUGGGAGUGGAAAGCUUUCAAUAAAAACACACCUCAAUAAUAUUUGGAAGUCGGUUCAUUCUAUAGAAAAUGAUAUAGAGUAUGGAGUUUUUGAAAAACUUCGUAUUAUUGAGUAUGAACUAAGUUGUAUAAAUAAAGCAAAGCUACCAUGGAUAAAAUCUGAGACAGAUCCUUCUAAAUCAUCCAGCUCUGAUUCAGAAUCCACAGAUUCAGACUGGUAUGAUCUCGACCCAAUAAAACCCCGAAAGAAUCGUGUUCAUGUUAAAAAGAAAAAGUGA
Molecule: messenger RNA, 1800 nt
Organism: Acaulospora colombiana
Lineage: Eukaryota; Fungi; Glomeromycota; Glomeromycetes; Diversisporales; Acaulosporaceae
Source: the annotation of a GenBank genome assembly